Diaporthe citri is the source of this 960-nucleotide messenger RNA. RefSeq lists its product as uncharacterized. The transcript is spliced from 3 exons. Gene Ontology annotation, cellular component: mitochondrial large ribosomal subunit; nucleus. Gene Ontology annotation, biological process: DNA recombination; positive regulation of mitochondrial DNA replication. The record is from RefSeq and is a predicted model, not a curated record. Bases 1 to 960 code for a protein of 319 amino acids. Gene Ontology annotation, molecular function: single-stranded DNA binding; structural constituent of ribosome; DNA strand exchange activity. Lineage: Eukaryota; Fungi; Ascomycota; Sordariomycetes; Diaporthales; Diaporthaceae.
AUGAAGUCCUCGCCGGCAUCCGUGGUCGGCAUACUCGGCCGACUGUCGACCGGCGUCUCCAGGGUCAGCAUACGGCAUGGCCACACGACGCCGAAGCGCAAGCCGCCGCGGCACGAAUUGACCGGCUUCAAGAAAGGCGUCGGCGAGCAGAUCUGGGUGCACCACCACAUCGCCCAGGGCAUGAUCAUCUACACACACGAGCCCGAACUACCACGCGAUUCCCACAAGGGCCUCUCCCAGAUCCCCUACACCGUCAAGAAGCAGAAGCCAGCAGCGCUGAGGAGGGACUACUGGGCCCCGCUGUGCCUGAUCGAGGUGCCCAGGGGCCUCGGCGCCGUCGGCCGCAACGUCAUGCAGAAGCUGCGCGAGUUCCGGCACCGCCACGAGCUCGAGUGGGGGUGGCAGGCCGAGGAGCUGCUGUCCAAGUCCCGGAGGGACCGCGGGGUGCUGAUCCACAACCAGAGGUCCAACGCCGUCGCCGACAUAGCCGCAGUGCUGGCCGGCGCGGGGAGGGGCAACAAGAUGUGGACGGCCGAGACUGCGGCAGCAGAGGCAGAAGCAGAAGCUUCAGAGGAGGCCGAGGCUGAGUCCCAGCCGGCGGGCGCGGCGGAGCCCGAGAACACCGACGAGACGACGGCUGCGAAUGGGUCAUCGAAAAAGUCAAAAUCCAAGGCCAAGGCGAAGUCGAAGGCCGUGGAAGCGACGGCUCCGAAGACGCUCGUCAAGGCCAACAUCUACUGGUCCAACGACGCAGACCAACACUGGGCCAGCGAAUGGACGGAGAACGUUACGCACUCACAAUGGGAGGAGCUCGAGGCCAAAGAUGCCAGCCACGCCCAGGGGACCGUUGUGGAGCCAAACGCGGCGGCAGAGCAAGAGGAGAAGCCGCAGACCAAGAAGGGAUGGCUGGGCUGGCUGGGAGGAAAGAGUGGGAGCUCCUCGCAAGAGACUAGGGUGUAG